Molecule: messenger RNA, 453 nt
Organism: Malus domestica (apple)
Lineage: Eukaryota; Viridiplantae; Streptophyta; Magnoliopsida; Rosales; Rosaceae
Molecular function (GO): cysteine-type endopeptidase inhibitor activity
Source: RefSeq, a predicted model, not a curated record
AUGAUCCGUCGUCACGGUGAGAGGGUGUUCGUCGUCGCACUCACACUGAUUGCCGUCGUCACGCUAGUUGGCCUCCUCUUUGUUCUGAAUCGACCCCGAAACCGUUACGAUUACCAACUGGGCGAUGGGUGUCUGCUGCCGAGAAGGUCCGAUCCCCACGUGGAAAAGAUGGCGGAAUUCGCGGUGGCGGAGUACAACAAACAAUUCGACGGGGAGGAGGAGCAGACAAAGAAGUCUGUGUCCGGACAUUUAACGAGGAUGAAGAUCCAGAUAGUUGCCCCGGGGGGCAUCAAGUAUACGUUUCAAAUCAUGGACAGGCAUCAUCCGGUUGUGAUGUUUUACGAGGCUGUCGUGAUCGAGAUGAACUGGCUGAACUACAGAAAAUUGGUCUACUUCAAAAAAUUAAGGAGAGGCUUCUUUAAUCAACUCGUUACAGACGUAAAUUGGGAUUGA